CUUAAUUUGUGCUUGUUUAAUUGAUUAGAUGAUCAACUAAUUAAUAUUAGUUUUUUUCCACCAAACUAGUAACUUCAUUUCUAUAUUGAAUGUUAAAUGUUUUAACUUAAUUACAAGAAUUCGUGUCGUUUUUCUUUUAUAAAUUUAUUUCGUUUGUCAACUUAUUAUAAAUUUUGCUUACUUGGUUUUUUUCUCGUUUUUUUUUGUCACUAGAACAUUUAACAUGAAAAUUGUUUAUCACAGGAAGAAAACAUUUAAACAAUAAUAUAAUUAUUGAAAAAUUAUAAUAUUAUUCAUCAUGUUAACAACUGCAUUAAAUUUUCUUACUGAUAAACGUAAACGAUUUCAUCGUUCGGAUACAAUGCCAGCUUUUACAAAUGAUUCAAAUUUCUUUAAAUUAACUUCAGAUAAUCAAAUUAUUGAGAUGGACAAACAUUCAAAUGUAGAUAAAGAAAGUGAUGAACAUGACAAUGAUGAUGAUAAUAUUAAUACUACUUACAGUAAUGAUGAUGGAAUAACUUUUACCAAUAUUCCCAAAAGAAGUAAUAAUCAUUAUCAAGGUGAAAUAUUAUUGGACAAAAGUAUUUGUUAUCAAGAUGAUUUACCAACAUCAUCAUCAAGAAGUUAUGCAAACGAAAAACUAUUUGAAAAUACAGAUGCGAAUGAUGCAGAUGAUGAUGAUGAUGAUGACGAUGAAGGUGGUGAUGAUAAUGAAUGCAAUACUAGUCUUGUAAAUUUUCCUUCAUUUACAUUAAAUGAUAAACAUUCUAUAGAAAGUAUAAAAAUACCAUAUAAACAGCAUUUAUCAGUUGGUAACUUAGAUAAAUAUCAAUUUUUAGAUCUCGAAACAAAUUUAUAUCGUCAUGGUAAAAAUCAUUUGAAUAAUCCUAUUAAUGAAAUCAUUCCACGUCGUUUAUCUCAUGGUUAUAGUCUAAGUAAUGUACAAAUUCUAUCAGAUAAUACAAGUUUAAAAAGUGAUGUUUCAUCAUCAGUUACUUAUUCAAAAAAGACAUUCAGUGAUACACAUCAUAUUACUAAAAAUAAAAAAAUAAAUCAUUCAUUUAAAUGUAGAAAAUUUGAAAGUACUAAAUCUUUACGUUUUCCAACUGAAUUAAAAGAAUCUCAUAUUUUUAUUUCUGGUGAUUCUAAUACAGAACAAAUUAUAGAAUCACCUAUUAAAUUAUCAAAUAAAUCAAAAGUUGCUAAAAUACGUGCAAGAGCAGUUGCUAAAGCAGCAAAAGGUAAAUUAAAACGUUCAAAAAGUAGUGUAUAUAUGUCAAAAUAUAUUCAAGAAUUAAAUUCAGAAGAUAAUACUACUAGUACUAAUAAUAAUAAUAUAAGAGGACGUUCAUCUAGUACACAUCGUAAUAUUGAUAUAAAUCAAUUAUCUGAUAAUAAAAUACAUUCUAAUUUAGUUAAAAAUUGGAUUGAUAAAACUCCACGUUUACGUACAGAUAUCUCAUCACAAAAUCUUAUAAAUACAAAUAAUAUUUAUGAUACAAUAAAUAUAAAUGAAUAUUUUGAAGAACUUGUAAAUAAAUCUAAUACAUAUAAAUUUCAAAUUAUAAAUGCACAAAAUUAUUCUAAUUCACAUAAUGAAAUUACUGAUACUAUUCAUGAAAUAAAUGAUAAUAAUAAUAAUAAUAAUAAUAACAAUGAUAAUAAUAUCAAUAAUAAUAAUAAUAAUAUUAAUGAUGAAAAUAUCACUAUUUCAAAUAAUAAUUCUAUAGCAAAAAUUUUAUUUAAUCGUAAUUAUACUAGUACAAUACAUAAUAUAAAUAAUAUAAAAUCAAAUCGUUAUUCAGUUGUUAAAAAAUUACGUAGAAAUAAUUCAAGUAUUACAUAUUCUAAUGAUCAAUUAAUUAUAAAAUCAAAUAAUAAUCAUAAUAAUCAUACAAUUAUAUCAACGAAUUCAACAGCUGGUGAUUUAUUACUUCCUAUAAAUAAUUAUUCAUUAAAUACAAUAUAUAAUAAUAAUAAUAAUAUAAUAGAUAAUGAUAAUAAUUUAAUUAAAAAUUUAAUUGAACAAUUAUUUCUAAUCAUAAAACAUAAUGAUUAUAAUCAAUUUUUUAAAUUAUAUAAACAAUAUAAAAAAUUAAAUAAUAAACAAUUAAAACAAAUUCAUAUAGCAACUAAUCAAUAUGGUUUAACAUUAUUAGAUUAUGCACAAAUUAAUUCAUCAUUAAUAUUAUUAUCCUAUUUAUUAGUAUGUGAAUUUUUACCAGGAUCUAUUAUUCAAUCCAUAUUAUAUUGUAAACCAAAAUAUUAUCAUUUACAAAAAAUUAAUAAAAUUGGUAAAUAUUUAGAAAAUUUAUUAGAUGAAAAAGAAAUUCAAUUAACUAAAUGUAAAUUAGAUACAAACAAUACAAUUACAUAUAUGAAUCAAUUAACAAUUAGUGACAAUACUAAAUAUAGUAGUAGUAGUAGUAAUAUUAAUAGUAAUAAUAAUAGUAAUUUAAUACAAACCAAUAAUCAACAAAAUAAUGAACAAAUAAAUAACACAAUGAUAUAUGCUGAAAUUUCAAUGAAAGAAAAACAAUUACAAUUAAUUAUAGAUGAAUAUGAAUAUUUAACUAAACUUAUUAAUAAUUAUAAUAAAUUACCAAAAUAUACUAAACCACCAAAUAAAGUGAAUAUAUUUUUAAAUUCAUCAAAUUCUAUAUUAAUACGAAUAAGUCCACCAAAAUAUAAUCAAUUAAAUGAUAAUAAUUAUGAUGAAAAUUCUUUCAAUGAUACUACUAAUACUACUGCUAAUAAUAAUAAUAAUAAUAUUCAUCAUGAUAAUGAAUUAGAUCAUAGUUCAUGUGAAUCAACUGAUAUAGAAUUUAUACAUGAUUCAAUAAAUGAAGGACGUAAAAUUAAUAAUGUAUAUAAUAUUUAUUCAAAUAAUUUUAUUCUACGUUAUUGUAUAGAAUGGUCAACAUGUCCAAAAUUUUCUAAUACUAAUGAAGUAUAUUAUUGUUUAGUACAACCACCAAUUCGUAUAAUUAAACCAAAUAUAAAUAAAUUAAAAGAAAAUCAAUAUAAUCUUUUACGUGUAGGAUUUUAUUGUUUAAAUAAUUUACCUGAAAAUAAAAUGAUAUUUAUACGUGUAUAUGCAUUUUCUAUACAAGGAUGGUCUGAACCAUGUUAUGCUUAUCCUAAUGGAAUAGUAUUAUCAUCAUGGAUUAGUAAUAAAUUAUGUGAACAAUAUAAUAUUACAAUACAACGUGAAAAUUCAAUUUUACCAUAUACAAAAUAUGUUGGUUGUGCUUUAGAUAAACAAAUUGAUACAUAUAAAAAUGAUUUAUAUAAACAAUUAUAUUCAUGGACACAACAUUUAUCAAUUAAUUCAAAUAUUAAUUAUAAUACUAUAUCUAAUAAUAUAUCAAUAAAUAAUUUAGAUGAAACAAAUAAAAGAACACGAUCACCAUUAUUACAAAGAAAACGUUCAUUUAAAUUUCCUUUUAUAAAUAAAGGUUUAAAAUUUGUUAAACAAACUAAAUCUGGUAUUUAUUUAGCUAUAAUAUAUCAUACACCAAUUCAUUCAAUAACAUCUAAUAAUAAUAAUAAUAACAAUAAUAAUGAAUCUAAUAAAUUAAAAUAUAAAUCAAAAAUUUUAUUAGCUGAUGAUUCUAUACCAAUAAUAAAUAUAACACGUGAUGAUUAUACAAAUGAAUCAAUAUUAAAUUCUGAUUUUAAUUGGUUACAACGUAUUAUAUCUGAUUCAUUAUUUGAUAUGAAUUUACAAUUUUUAUAUAAUCAUAUACCAUAUACAUCAUUUCCAACAAAUUUACAACUUCGUAUUAAAUUAUUAGAAAUAUUACAAAAAUUAAAAUUAUUAUUUAAUAUAAAAAAUCUUGGUAUUAUUUAUCCAGAAAUAAUACGUAUACGAUCUAUUGAUCCUAAUUUAAUUCAUUUAAAAUCAAUAAAAUAUGAAAAUUCUAAUAUACAAGAACAAUUGAAUUCAUCUAAAUUAUCAACGGAUACAAAUGAUUCAAUUAUAACAAAUACAAAUUAUGAAAAUUAUUUUAAAUCAACAUCUACAUUUUUAUUUAUAUUACUUAAAAAAAUUAAUCAUUCUAAUGAUAUUUUAUUAAAUAAUAAUUUAAAAUGGUGUAAUAUUGAUAAAUUUUUAAAACAAAAUAAAAUUAAAUUAAAUCAAUUUUAUGAAAUUCAAUCAAAUAUUGAUUAUAUAAAUUAUAAUAUUAUGACAAAUAUAACAAAAAAUCUUUUAUUAUCAACAAUAUAUUCACAUUUAUUAACAAUACGUGAUAAUCAUAUAUAUAUGUUACCUGAAUCACAACUUAUUAUUAAUUUAGAUAUAUUAUUAAAUUAUUCUGAACGUAAUAAAUAUAUAUUAGAUCCAGGAUUAUAUAUUGUAUAUUUACAAAUGAAAGCAAAUAUGGAUCAACAAGCAUUAAUAUUAAUAUCUAAUACAUCAUCUAUAAUACAUAUGUUACCAUAUGAAAAAAUACGUAAUAGAUCACAUGUAAGUAUGGAUGAAUGGUAUAGUUUAUGUAGAUUAAUUGAAAAAACAAAUGAAAAAUCUGAAAAUAAUUUUAUUAAUUUAAAAUAUUCAAUAAAACGUUUUAUAAUACAAUUUAUAAAAUCAAUAAUUAAAUUAACAAAACGUUUAUGUUAUAAUAUAAAUGAUAUCAAAAUGUUACGUAUAUUUUUACCAGAAAUAAUUAAAAUAUCACCAGUACAUUCAUUUAUAUUAUUAUUACCACCAAUAGAUCAAGUAUGUUUACCUCCAACAUCAACAAUAUUACCACCAAUUAAUUGUUCAUGGAUAUCAAUGACAUAUUUUGAAAGACAUUUAGGUAUUAAUUAUGAUCCAUUAUUUCAUAAACCAAUACAACAUUUAAUAUCAUUUUUAGAAUUAAUAAUUCCAUUAUCACAAUUUGCUCAAAGACAAUGUUUAAAAGAAUCUGAUUUAAUACAAUUAACUGAACGUACUCAAUCAUUACAAACUAUUCAAACAAAUUUAGAAAAUAUAUAUCAAACUAAAAGAUGGUUAAGUGAAACAAUUUCAAUUGGACGUGAUCGUAAAAAAAUGUAUAAUUAUCAUAUAACUAUAGAACAAAUUAUAAAUGAAUAUAGUGACAUUUUAAAACCUUAUUUAAUAAAAUCAAAUUUAAAUGAUGAAACAAUUAAUUUCAAUAUAUUAUUACAAAAUGAUAGAUCGACUAUGGUAAAUAAUAAUGAAAAUACAAUCAAACCUAGAUCAUCAUCUGUACAUAGUGAGUUAUUUGAUACAACUGUUAUUUCUGAACGAAUAGAUAGAAGUACAUUACCAUGUUCACCAACUGAAUCAAAACAUAUUGGAAAGACAUCAGUAAUACAUGUUUAUGCAGAUUAUCCAACAGGACUUACACCUGGAGUAUCAGUACGCCUCUUAAUCAAUAUGCGUACAACAGUUGGUGAAGUAAUUGAUACUGUAGUAAAACAAUUAUUAGAAACUGCAGAUAGAAAAAAUUUUACAGUAACUGAAAAUAAUGAUUCACCAUCUGCAUUAUAUUCUUUUGACUUUACACGAACUAAUAUAAAACAAAAUUUAGAAAAUCAUUUAUUUUGUUUAACUGUAUCCGUUGGUCAACUAGAACGUUGUUUACCAAACACUGUACGUUUAGCUUUACUUAGAAGACCAUGGAGAUUUGGAAAAUUAACAAUUCGUCUACUUAGUGAUUUAUCAGAAGAUAUUCGACAUCAAAUAUCUUUAAAUACUGUUGAAUCUAAAAAUUCUGGUUUAUCCGAUCAAAUUGUAUCUCCUUUAUUGACAGUUACUCUUGUUAAACCUAAUUUAAAACAGGCUAAUAUUAAUUCACCUCCAGAGAUUUUACAUUAA
Messenger RNA from Schistosoma spindalis, 5830 nucleotides. Lineage: Eukaryota; Metazoa; Platyhelminthes; Trematoda; Strigeidida; Schistosomatidae. The record is from the annotation of a GenBank genome assembly.